This is a messenger RNA of Diaporthe amygdali, 873 nucleotides long. RefSeq lists its product as uncharacterized. The record is from RefSeq and is a predicted model, not a curated record. The transcript is spliced from 7 exons. Lineage: Eukaryota; Fungi; Ascomycota; Sordariomycetes; Diaporthales; Diaporthaceae. The coding region runs from base 1 to 873 and encodes 290 amino acids.
AUGUUGGCCAGAAUCGUUGAUGAGAAAAUUGCAACCGCUCUGAUCCUCGAGGACGAUGUUGAUUGGGACGUCCGCGUGAGACAACAGAUGGCUCGGAUUGUACAGCAAUUUCAGCAAGACCAGUCAUCAUUAACGGAAGAUUGGGAUGUUCUGUGGUUGGGCAACGUCGGAGAGCGGUUCCCAAAGGAUGACGAGCGUAAAAUUGUGUUUCAAGACCCAACUGUUCCGUCGCGCCAGAAUCUGAGUCCUGGGUUCAACUCUGUCAAGGCCUUUCCGGACCAGUCUCGUGUCAUACACCCCAGCGACUUUCCCCUUUGCACUUAUGCGUACGCUGUGAGUUAUGCUGGAGCUCAAAAAGUCUUGUAUCAUGGCGGAGUGGACAGAGUUGUUAGCAACUUUGACACUGAUCUAGCAAACAAUUGCUGGCUCUAUAUGAACUGCAUUAGUAUUACACCACCGAUAUUUCAUUUCGACAGAAACAAAGGAAUGGAGAGAGACUCGGAUACCGAUCAGGCCUUUGUAAAGCACAAUCAGGAGCCCGGCUCAUAUAAGAACAUCGAGACCUCGGUCCGACUCUUGAUGAAAGAAAAAUUUGGUAAGCAGCCGCGAGAAGACAGGAUUUGGCGAGAUGUCAACAGCCACAGACUAAAUGUUGCCAGAGCGGGUGGCAUCUUCCUUGCCACGGCAGGAGUGUCACCGACCAACACAGCUCCAUUUUCGUGUCCAUCUCCGAGUUCAUCAUCCGACGCAGAUGUGCCUGUUGCUACGUCGGUGCCUGGUAUUCUCACUUGCCGCAGCAUCAGAUCUCGUAAUGGAGGUUUCAAGCCGCCACCGCCGUCCACGAUGAUGGAGGGUGAUAGGCAUUCGCCCUAG